Molecule: messenger RNA, 2472 nt
Organism: Lithohypha guttulata
Lineage: Eukaryota; Fungi; Ascomycota; Eurotiomycetes; Chaetothyriales; Trichomeriaceae
Exons: 3
Coding region: 1-2472 (823 amino acids)
Biological process (GO): regulation of transcription by RNA polymerase II; DNA-templated transcription
Cellular component (GO): chromatin
Molecular function (GO): DNA-binding transcription factor activity, RNA polymerase II-specific; RNA polymerase II cis-regulatory region sequence-specific DNA binding; zinc ion binding
Source: RefSeq, a predicted model, not a curated record
AUGGCAACAGAUGUGGCUGCGGCGACCACCUCUCCUCGAAAGGCAGUGAGCGCGCCUGAAAAGAAGUAUAAAUGCCAGUAUUGCAAUCGCGCAUUCAGUCGAAGCGAACAUAGGAGCAGGCACGAGCGAAGUCAUACCAAGGAGAGACCAUUCAAAUGCCAGAAAUGCCGGUCGACCUUUGUACGGCGCGACCUGCUCCUACGGCACGAUCGAACUGUUCACGCCAAAGACAACCUGGGCGAGCCUCUUCAACCCGAGAGCCGUAAGAAGAACCAGAACAAGCAACAGCCCUCAACGGCUUCGUCUACUGCAGCAGCGGUUUCGUCAAAGCCGACCAUAUCCAUUGAUCAGGGCACGUUGGAGCAGAUAGAGGCCAGCAGCGAUGGUAUGCUUGACCUUGAAACUGCUGCCAUGUUGAUGACAGACUUCCAACACAAAGCGGCAGCAGCAGCGGCGGCGAACAGCCACCUUCACAACGCCGAAGGCUCCCUCCCCGACUUCUCGCCUGAUCGAAGCUCCGUCCUCGAAACCUCAGACUUCCUCUCCGGCGCUUCCUCGAUUCCUCAUCUAACCUGGGACGCUUUUAUGCCCACAAAUCCAGCACAGCAAAAAGCUCACUCACUCAUCUCCGACGUAUCUUCCCAGGACAAUCUCUCCCAACAGCCGUCGUUCGGCAACAUAGGCUCCUUUCAGACGAAUCAGACAACAUUGCCAGCCAUUAUGGAAAGACAAAACUCCAUAGGCACUUCGACAGCACAGAAUUUUCCGACCUUAGCUGACACUUUUCCAGUCUCGGGCUCGCCAACACCAAACGGCUUGUCACCCUUUCCUUCCAUGACCGGGCCUGUAUCACCUGUCAACUAUCGACGUUCUCCCGGACCAAGCCAGGCAUUGACACUUCCGAGAGCUCCUCAGAUGUCGACCGAGGCUGAAAGAGAGAAAAUCGCUAAUUAUAUAGGCAGUGAUUUGCCCCUGCCGAACCUUGCUUAUAUCAACCUUUACCUAUCGACUUACUUCAAUCUAUUCCAUCACCAUCUGCCCUUCCUGCAUCCGACUUCUUUCAGACCUGGCAAGACGGAGCCUGCCCUACUUCUAGCAGUCUUGUCGAUUGGAUCGCUCUACAACUUCGACACAGAGCAAGCAUACCGGUUACACAAUGGCUCGAAGAAGCUCGUAAAUCAGUUUCUCCAAAACAAGGAGAACUUUGAUUCCAGGAAAUGUCCUUUAUGGACAAUGCAAAGCACUUUGCUGAACAUGUUGUUUGAAAGCUGGAGCGGAGGCGCGACCGGGCUCGAAUGGGCAUGUUCGAUCAAGAGCCUACUGGCCAAUAUGGUUGCCGGAAAUAAAUACGAACUCAAACUACGUACAGAAGGAAGAGGCCAUGCCGCUCCCACCCACGCUCAGUGGAUUAACGAAGAAGGGUCUAGAAGAACAUAUUUCGCAGUCUAUCUGUUCUUCGGUAUGCUGACCAUGACCUACAACCAUACGCCCGCCAUCAGUUUCAACGAAUUCGAGGCUCUACCAUUGCCAUCAACAGAGAGCUUGUGGAACCUGGACCCGGACAGUGAAGACGCAUGGCAAGAGACUUAUGCCUCCUCCUUGAUUGUGACAGUAAAGGAAGCCCACGAUAGUUUGUUCCAGGGCGAGACCUGCCGCUACAGCGCCUUCGCAACUCGGGUCAUGAUAAAUGCACUCUACUUGGAAGUGUGGAAUUUACGUCGAAGCUUUGAGUCGUUGCAAGACGUCGUUCUCGAAUGGAAGAUACGAAUUGCUCUGGAAACCUGGGAACGGUCGCUGGAUCUAUGUGAGCCGGAGACGGUAGUAGUGCCGCUGACUACUCCGCACAAAAGUCAUCCCUUGAUUUUCAACGCAAUGGCUGUUUACAGAAACACGAGAGCAUUCCUAGAGGUGGACCUAAAAGACGUUCAAGAAGCACUUCGCUACCACAAUGCUUAUGAGAUCGCAGCAGCCAUGACCAAUGCACGAGAAAGCGUCAAGCGCACUAAAGAAAUGGUCAAGGUCAUCGAGCAGUGCUACGAAUGCAUGGAGAUCGUGGCCAUGCAAGGCAUAAACUGGGUCACCAAAACUUCCGCUACAAAUUGGAGCAUCGAACAUCCUCUUUGUGGGCUAGAACUCAUCACCAUACUGAGCUUGUGGCUCUACCGCAUUGAACACGAUGACAUAGAGGCAACUGAUGAAGAGAUGCAGAUGUAUAUCAAAGUCAGAGGCCUGUUCGAUGAUGACGCUGUCGACGCCAACGGUUCGCGGCUGAGCUCUACUGUAGCUCGAGUCUGGGGCACUAUGUUGGACGGAGGCGUUGUUGUUUUCGGCAUUGCCAAGACCUUAGGAGAAUCCUUUAAGUUGCACUCGCAAGCACUUGUCGGAUACAUGGACGAAAUCAAUCCUGAUUUGAUGCCAGACAUGGCACAAAUGACUGCCCAGCCAAUGAUGGAGGUUGGGACAGCGUAUUGA